AUGGGUAAUGGAAAGUUGAGGUUCGUUAGUGUUGAAGGAAAGGUGUCGGGGAAUGGUAAUAAGAGGUUUCCGUGGGAAGAUAAUGUCGACGGGAAACUGUUAUCAGCGGGCAAUGGCAUUGGCAAAAAGUUGUUGUUGUCAGAUGGUGAGGAUAAAAAGUUGUUGGACGAUGACGUCGAUAAAAAGUUGUUGGACGAUGACGUCGAUAAAAAGUUGUUGGACGAUGACGUCGAUAAAAAGUUGUUGGGUGAUGUCGUUAAAAAGUUAUUGCUGGGUGGUGGCGAUAAGAAGUUGUUGGAUGAUGUGGAUAGAAAGUUGUUGGAUGACGCCGAUAAGAAAGUGCUGGGUGAUGUCGAUGAAAAACUGUUUGUUGAUGACACCGGCGGCGAGACACAUUCUGAUAAAAUUGGUCAGCGUCCAAAAAUUCCAAGUCACUUUGUUCCUCGAGAGAGGUCGAUGAUUUUUCGAAUUCACGUUUUUCACGCUUGGCUAAUAUCUCGCCUCUGCAACCUUAACUAG
Acaulospora colombiana is the source of this 519-nucleotide messenger RNA. The record is from the annotation of a GenBank genome assembly. Lineage: Eukaryota; Fungi; Glomeromycota; Glomeromycetes; Diversisporales; Acaulosporaceae.